AUCAGUGGAGACACUUGCACACAGACAGAUUUAUGAGCGCAGCUGCUGACAGCAGCUCCACCACCGCCGACACCGCCGCUCCUCACACCGCCUCACACAGGGCUCCACCGCCGCUCCUCACACCGCCUCACCCGGGGCUCCACCGCCGCUCCUCACACGGGGCUCCGCCGCCGCCGACACCGCCGCUCCUCACGCCGCCUCACGCGGGGCUGCCGGCUGCGGGCACGAUGGUGCGGGAGCAGUAUGUCACCACCACCCAGGACAGCAGUGUCCCAAGGCCAGCACCUGAUCACAUCUACAAGAUUGGUAUCUAUGGCUGGAGGAAGCGCUGCCUGUACCUGUUUGUGCUAUUGCUGAUCGUCAUCCUGGUGGUGAAUUUUGCCCUCACCAUCUGGAUCCUCAAAGUCAUGUGGUUCAACACGGAAGGAAUGGGACUACUUCAAGUAAACUCAGAUGGGGUUAAACUGGACGAGGGCGAGUCUGAGUUCCUUUUUCCUCUUUACGCCCAAGAGAUCCACUCCAGACAAGACUUUCCUCUCCUAGUGGGCUCUUCUGAAAUGGUGUCCAUCAAUGCCCGCAAUGAAACGGGUGAUGUCAAAGGAAGCUUCUCUGUGGGUCCAAAGGAGGCACAGGGACUUUUUCAGAAUCUGGUCAUUAAUUCCAACAAUGACAAGAUGCUGUUUACCGCAGAUAGUGAACAGGCUGAGAUUGGACCAGACAAACUUCGUGUCACAGGUCCUGAGGGAGCGCUGUUCCAGCACUCCGUAGAGGUGCCGCUGCUGAAGUCUGAACCUCUUCUGAUGCUGGAGUCCCCCACCCGUUCCCUCAGUAUGGAAGCACCCCGGGGAGUUCAUGUUAAAGCAUUGGCUGGAAACAUUGAAGUCGCCUCCAACAUGGACGUUCUACUGAAGUCUAGUGAAGGACUGCUGGUGUUGGACGCUGAGGUGGUGCGCCUGCCGAGCCUGCGUCAGAGCGGAGGAGGGCUGUCUGGAAAUGCUCAGGGUCUCUAUGAGGUGUGUGUCUGCCCCAGCGGCAAGCUCUUCCUGUCCAAGGCCGGGGUCACCUCCACCUGCAGCGAGAGCCAGGAGUGCUAGGUAGACUGACAACACAAGCGAUUACCGCCUCGGUGAAAACACCCCAAAGCAAGUCUAGUGGGAGGCCCAAAAAAUAAGAAGCACAACUCUUUCUAUCUGGCCUGAGUCUCUAAAAAGCUUGUCAGAGCUUAGGUCAUCUUUCUACAUAGCACGCUGGAUCUAAAAAUGACCUUAGGGCUAAGAUCCUUCUGGCAAAUCAAAGACCCAUACAAAACUGCCUGCAAAGUCAGACACAUUUUGGGAAAUGGAUUGUGACAUGUACUUCGGACCCUCUCACUAUUCGAUUAUAACAAUUUGGAGGUUUCAAAGUUAAGUGCUUACUCCUGCACUGGUGCCAUUUGGAUAGUUUUCUUUUUUUACACACAGUAUUGUGGCUGGGCAACGAGGGGCUGGUGAACAGCUUACUUCCUAUGCAAUAUUAUUUUGUGGUGCAAUAAAUGAAUGAUACACAUAUCAAGAGCUUGAAUUGUUCAACAAAAUGUCCAAAGAGUUUUAACAGGAUUUUAAUAAGCAUAUGCAUUUUGUUUUUUCCUGCAAUUCACAUUCAAAGCCUACAUACCUUGCUCCAAGUGCUUGAUGUGUGCUUUUAGAAAGCGAGGAUUAUAUUAUGUUAUGCGUUUGCUGGGGAGAAAAGCAUGAUGAGAAUUAUUAGCAUGUACAUAAUUAGUCCUUUCCGGUCCAGAGAAUGCUUUAUCCUGUUUAAACCUAGGUACAAAACUCGGCAACGGGAGACUGGAUCUUGUUUCUACGGUUUUAUGAAGACUUUAUGAUUACAACAGUUAAAAUAAGCCCAAAAUUACAAUGGUCAUUAUUUUGACAGUAGUUUGUUUUGCUGGUUUUGAGCUCAGGUGUUUAUGCUGUGCUUUGUCCUUCAGCCUGAAGUCAUGCAAGUCAUUUUCUGUUCAUUACAUAGUGGACACAGCUGUGUGCAGAGGCUCAGUAAUGGCAUUUACCAGCUACACAUUACCUGCAGGACGUGACAGGCACAGCUAGGAAUUACUGUUUGGCACAGAAUACAUAAGUAAACACAAAAAGACUUCUGACAUAGAGCAGCUUAGAAAGUAGAAGCAUUUUUGCACAAUAUCCACACCCCAGAAAUCCUCUUGUUUUUAAAAAGAAAAGAAUCGUCACACUUUUUGAUCACAGGGAAUAAAAUCGGAUGGUAUUUCAGAACCGUUUUCACGCUGAGUGCAUUCUGGCUUGUUGUGAGCUACGUUUCAGUAAACGUGGUUACACCUCUGUGGUGUUGUGUAGCUUUUUGUUGUGUGCAUUCAAGAAUUCCUAAUUUAAUAUUUCCAUAUAUUUUCUGGCAUAUUUUGAUAAACUGUCGAAUGUAUUCAUUCAUUUUUGUAUGUUUGAAUAAACUGUUUGUGCUACUCUUUUAA
Messenger RNA from Lampris incognitus (smalleye Pacific opah), 2479 nucleotides. RefSeq names its product sarcoglycan, gamma (gene sgcg). Gene Ontology annotation, cellular component: sarcolemma; sarcoglycan complex. The record is from RefSeq and is a predicted model, not a curated record. The transcript is spliced from 8 exons. Lineage: Eukaryota; Metazoa; Chordata; Actinopteri; Lampriformes; Lampridae. The coding region runs from base 33 to 1094 and encodes 353 amino acids. Gene Ontology annotation, biological process: heart contraction; cardiac muscle tissue development.